Rhododendron vialii is the source of this 3768-nucleotide messenger RNA. RefSeq lists its product as uncharacterized. Gene Ontology annotation, molecular function: flavin adenine dinucleotide binding; oxidoreductase activity, acting on CH-OH group of donors. The transcript is spliced from 9 exons. The coding region runs from base 44 to 3592 and encodes 1182 amino acids. NCBI's taxonomy places the organism in Eukaryota, Viridiplantae, Streptophyta, Magnoliopsida, Ericales, Ericaceae. The record is from RefSeq and is a predicted model, not a curated record.
CCUUCACUUGGCCAAUUGUUACGGGCCUAUAGAUUUUAGGAACAUGGAGAACGUGGAUCAAAGCGAAGAAGGGUAUGAUGCUAUAGUGGUGGGGUCUGGAUAUGGAGGAUCGGUUGCUGCUUGUCGGAUGUCAAUGGCUGGUGUAAAGGUGUGUUUGGUUGAGAAAGGGCGGAGAUGGGAAUCCAAGGAUUUUCCCACUGACAGUUUGAAAAUUCUUUCGGCUGUCAGAGUUGAGAACCAGAAUUUGGGGGUUAGCUUUGGUCCUAAAGAUGCUUUGUUCCAGUUAUAUGAACAAGAUGACUCUCUGGCAGCAGUGGCCUGCGGGCUAGGCGGAGGCUCACUGGUGAAUGCAGGAGUUAUGAUACCAACUCCGCUCCGGGCGCGGCGGAACCCUAAAUGGCCAAGAGAAUGGGAGAGAGACUGGGAGAGUUGUGAGGCUUCUGCUUCAGCCAUGCUGAGAGUUCAAAGUGUUCCCACCAAAUUUCCCAAUGCCAAAGUGAUGGAACAAAUAGUAGGAGAAGAGUUUGAGGAAACUAGUCAUGGGCCAGUGAAGCUCAGUGUCACUUUUGAUAUAGAAGACAAGCCAAACAGGUCACUAGAGAAUCAAGGAAUGGGCAGUUGCUUGGCCUGUGGAAAUUGUCUUGCUGGAUGUCCUUACAAUGCCAAAAACUCCACUGACAAAACUUACUUGGUAUCUGCAGUCCAGGCAGGAUGUACUAUCAAAACAGGAUGCCAAGUACACUUUGUGACAGAAAAUCCAGAUUACAUUUCAAAACAAGAAGGAAAAAAUGAAAGAAAAAGGCCGCGAUGGCGUGUCUUUCUCAAUGAGAUUGACUAUUUGACAUCUGAUUUUGUCAUCCUCUCAGCCGGAGUGUUCGGUACUGCUCAAAUACUAUUCCAGUCCCAAUUGAGGGGAUUGAAACUCUCAGAGACACUUGGUUCAGGGUUUAGUUGUAAUGGAAAUGCUGUUGCUUAUGUUGCUGGAAGUCCUGCUCCUUUGAAUGCUUAUGGAUUAGGCACAAGUAAUUUCUCAGAAAUACCCUUCCAAGAAAGGCCUGGACCCUCCAUUUCUUCAUCAUACACCUCUUCAAUGGGAUUCACAAUUCAGAGUGCAGUUCUCCCAACAGCAUAUCCUGACCUGCUAUUUAAAGGCAUAGUGACUUACAGAUGGCCAUACAGCUUCUGGUUCUUACACGGUGUCAUAGACAAGCUGAAGCACAUCUUAGGACUUAAAGCAUGUAAUGCAAUGAUCCUCAAUGCAAUGGGGUAUGAUCAGAGUGAUGGAAAGAUAACAUUUGACAAGGACACAAAUAAGAUCUGUUUUAGCCCUCCUCACGAUCGUCUACUGUCAAGAAAGAUCGAAUCCUUUCAAAAGUUGACCAAAAAAGUAGGAGGGAUUCUGUUCGUCUCAAGGUAUAGGAGCACAUCAGUUCAUCUUUUAGGCGGCUGCAAUGCUUCUUCUGAUUCUUCAUCUGGGGUUUGCAACCCCAACGGUCAAGUGUUCGACAGAAGGUCUCCUACUUCCUCAGUUCUUCCGGGGCUCUACGUUUGUGAUGCCUCAUUACUACCUUGCUCUGUUGGCGUAAAUCCUUGUUUGACAAUCGCAACCCUUUCUGAGCACGUUAGUAGGCACCUUGUGCAGGAUAUUCUAAAGUACAAGAGCAAAGAAAGUACUAUUUUUGGUGAAUAUUUUGGUGGUCAAAAGCCUGGUUCCAUAACUAGCGUGAAUUUGGAAUGGAGCUUGGAUCCAACUGUUGUAUUUAAAGAAACCAUGAGAGGUUAUGUUGGGGGUAUGCCUUGUUCAGCUUAUCUCAAAUUGCAGAUGAGUUCAAAUACUAGGACUUGGACAGAAGUGGAUCAAAAGAGUUCAAUUUUGGGAGUGUCUUACCCUCUACUUAGGGGUAAGGUUGGCGGGUAUGUCGUAUUCAAAGCUUUGGAAGUCGGUGAGUUACAUAUCAUCGAUGGUGAAGCCGAUUUGUGUGCAGUAGAUGAAAGAACUCCAUACACUCAAUAUAUGCGCUAUCGCCUCCUCCUUGCUGCUUCUUCUGGUUCAAGAUAUGUUCUUGAAGGGAAGAAGGUGAUGAAUCCUUAUCUCUUUGGAUUAUACGCGUGGAGAGAGACAACAACGAUGCACGUGACAGUCAAUAAAGUGGUCAUGAACAAUGCGAAGGAAGGAGUGAAGUUGAAAGGGAAGCUUUGUAUUUCGAUGACAGAGCUCCUCAAGUGCUUAAUAAGCCUAAAAGGGAACGCGAGGGGAAGCUUCGUGUCUCUCUUGUUACUGACUUUCUUCAGAACCUACAUCUCACAAGUUCCGCGAGGAAGUCACAAGGAAUUCAAUCCUUUGAAACUCCAUCAGAAACCUUAUCCAAACAGUACUCUCCAUGAGAUUCAAACAGAGGAUGGGUUUACCAUCAGUUGCCAACAGUGGAAAUGCAAUGAGAACACUUUGAGGGUUGAAGAAGGAGAGAAUAAAUUAAGUCCAGUUCUUCUUAUUAAUGGUUAUGCAACUGAGAGUUAUUGGCUACCAACAGAAUCAAAUGAUUUGGUUAGAACUCUACUAGAUGAGGGGCAUGAGACAUGGGUACUCCAACCAAGAUUGCACCCUUUGAAUUCUUCAAACAACUUCACCAUUGAGGAUAUUGCAAGAUUCGACAUACCAUCUGUGAUCAACACAAUCCGGUAUUUGCACGGGCCAAUGGUAAAAAUACAUGUGGUUGCACAUUGUGUUGGGGGCCUAGCCAUUCAUAUGGCUCUUAUGGGAGGCCAUGUCUCUGCAGCCCAUAUAGCCUCUUUGUGUUGCACAAACUCGUCAAUGUUCUUCAAGCUCAAUGCUUCAUCCAGAUUCAAAAUGUGGCUUCCCCUCAUCCCAAUGUCAAUGGUCAUACUAGGAAAGAACACGAUCCUCCCUCUAUUCGAAACAUCAAAUGCCACUCCACGCCAACGCCUCUUGAAAUCCAUAGCCCGUUUGGUGCCACGCUACGAGAGAUGCACCUGCGACGAAUGUGAGGUCGUCUCUGGCAUAUUUGGCAACGCUUUUUGGCACGGCAACAUAAGCCCCACCCUCCACUAUUGGUUAAACAAACAGAACUUGCCACAUCUUCCUAUGGGAGCAUUUCCCCACCUCAGAAAGAUAUGCAACACUGGUUACGUAGUGGACCCCAAUGGCGAAAACGCGUACCUGAUACACCCAGAGAGAAUGGCACUCCCAACACUUUAUUUAUCCGGUGGAAGGACUCUUCUUGUCACUCCUCACACUUCUUUUCUUGCGAAUAACUACAUGAAGAUGCACCAACCUGGUUUUAUUAGGCAUGAGAGGGUGGUUGUGGAGGGUUUCGGUCAUUCGGAUUUGUUAAUUGGGGAAGAGUCCUCUACGAAGGUUUUUCCUCACAUUUUAGCCCAUAUUAGAUUAGCUGAAGAAGACAAAAAGAGUGUGACGGGUGGUGAGAGGACAAAGUACAAUCAAGAGGCCUUGGCAUGGGGUGAUGAUCCAUUUGUUGAUGGAAAUGGAGGAAUUUUGAGUUAUUUUACUCCAUUUACCAUCUGGCUCCUCUUGUUAUUGUUAUUAGUCAUUGUAGUUUGUGUUCAGUGGUAGAAUCUUGUUUGGUUGCGAGAAUAGAUAGAAAAGAAAAGGAAUCAGGGAGAUGAACUAAAUAGGCUUAGCUUGCUGAAACCAUGUAAGAAAAGGAUAUAAAUUCCACAUUUUUGCAUUUUUCUAUUUCCUCAAGAGUUCAAUGGAGCAAAAGUGGGUGAGAAAGGAAAGUAUUCACA